Messenger RNA from Pleurotus ostreatus (oyster mushroom), 453 nucleotides. It is a transcript of the gene SYB1, whose product is annotated as SNAP receptor, synaptobrevin. The record is from RefSeq and is a predicted model, not a curated record. The transcript is spliced from 7 exons. Gene Ontology annotation, biological process: vesicle fusion; vesicle-mediated transport. Bases 1 to 453 code for a protein of 150 amino acids. Gene Ontology annotation, cellular component: SNARE complex; plasma membrane. NCBI's taxonomy places the organism in Eukaryota, Fungi, Basidiomycota, Agaricomycetes, Agaricales, Pleurotaceae. Gene Ontology annotation, molecular function: SNAP receptor activity; syntaxin binding.
AUGCCAACAAGGCACCUCUCAAACUUACACCCCUUUGCGUUUCUUCCCUCCACGACUCCCACAUCGUUUGAUACGACCCCCACCUCUCACGCCAGCCUCAUGUCUGAACCAUACGACCCAUAUCUUCCACGAAAUGGCUCCGGCGCGAACCCAGGUGCCGGCCCCAGCCAGGGAAACGCAAAGACUGCUGCCAUCCAGGCGCAAAUUGACGAUACAGUCGGCAUAAUGAGGGAGAACAUCACCAAGGUCGCGGAACGAGGAGAGAGGCUGGAUUCGCUGCAGGAUAAGACUGAUAACUUGGCCGUUUCCGCGCAAGGCUUCCGCCGUGGAGCCAAUCGUGUUCGCAAGAAUAUGUGGUGGAAGGACAUGAAAAUGCGGAUUAUCAUUGGCGUAGCCAUUGCAGUGAUCAUCGUCAUCAUUGUGGUCUCCAUCGUCAAAGCAACAAAACACUGA